GGGGUGUCUGAUAUUUUAGCGACACGUCUACGGGAGUUCUGUCAACCUCGACUGGCCCAGCGAAGUACAGCCUAAGCCAGAAGAUUUCACACGCUAAUGUGUUGUGUUCAGCUUGUUGCACGCCUGACGUGUAGUGCUUUGAACCCACGUCUUUUGACCUGAAUAUUCGACGGGUCAGUGUUUUGAUGUAUGGGAGGGAUCCGUGUUUGACCGGAAAUGAAGUUUGAUUAGACUAGCAGCAGACGUGUUUUUUGUUGUGUUUUGUCGCUGGUGAUUUGAGAAAGGCGAAAGAACAAGAUGUCAGGUAACCCAGUGACGAGUUUCUUCACAAAACUUAGACGUCCCGAGACCAGGGACAAGUCGAGGGAACGAAAUGUCUCCAAGGAAAGAAACGUCUCCAAAGAAAGAAAUGUCCCCAAAGAAAAUGUCGCGAAAAAAUCCGACGAAGGAAAACGUACUGAGCAAGUAAAAGUACAAAAGCGACAACGUCUAAAAAGUGAUUCCGAGGCCACUGUGAAAAAUGAAAACACGAAAAGAAAUGUCAAGGCCGAGAGACGGAAAUCCAGCGCAAUGUCGUAUCUAUUGUGUAUGUCCAAGAACGGAGACACGCUUGAAAGAGCACCACCAACAUCCCGCCCGGAAAAGGCUAAAGACAAUAAAAAUGUGAAACAGCAGAAUAAAGGAAACAAAAAAGAAGGUUUGUCUGAGAAAGUCGAGAACGGAAAUGAUAAAACUACCGAGGGGGGCGGCAAUCUUGCGCCACGUAAAGGGUGGUUUUCUCCUGUAGGAGUUCUUCCCCCUGAGUUGCUGGUCAACAAGCCCAAUGAAGUCAAGGAGAACAACUACGGUCCGAUGUAUCAGCCGGCCCGCGGCCCCAGCCAAGGCGUCCGGUACCGUGUAGACGGGACUCUAGAAAAGCCGUACGUUUUCCCUUCCGGUUUCACUUUCGGACCGGAAGGGAGAAAAAUUCAACUGCGGCGAAGCACGCCGGACUACCUCAACAACCUGGAUAAAAAUAGCGUCAAGGUCAAGGCUGAGAAGGUCGCCGUGGACGUCCACGCGCCGUCUCCGGUCGCGGAAGAGUUCGACGCCAAGAAAGCUUUUUACCUGAAGUUUGACGCCAUGGUGCACGAAGCCAACCAACGAAACUUAUACCGACACAGCAUGCCUGAGGUUCCUCAAUCGUUUAACGUAUACACUGACAUGGACACCAAUCCAAAACACGACAGUGCGAAAAGUCUCAACACAAAAUUACCAACGGUGGAUGAGAAGGUUCCAGAAAUUUCCGGCGGUGUUCGUGAAUCGUGGAGGGACAAACGGAAACGGGAGGGGGAGGGAAAGGUGCGCAGAAGUCAAAGAAAGAACCGGUACAGUAUGCCGGUUAAGAAUGAUGAAUACGUGUACAUGGGAAGUUUUGAGAAUGUUAACUUGUGUGAUUCGUUAGAUAAAAGAGUGAAUAAAGGGAGAGAAGAAGCGGAAGAGGAAGAGAGGAAUAAGAAAGUGGAUUCGCAUCGGUACAGCAUGCCGGUGAAAAACUCGGAUCUGGUGUAUAUGGGGAGUUUGGAGGACUUAAACAAACAUGGCGUGGAGAAUGACAGGAGUGGUUCGCCUCGGGAGUUCACCAAAUCCGACGCCAGUAGAUGGAGCAACGCCAGUAUACAGAAUUACGUCAGACCGCCAGCGUAUAAGGACGGGUCUUCCCGUGAAAAAGUGUCUGAAGAUGGUCGAACUUCCGAUCCGAGAAAAAUAUCCAGCGGCGAUACGAAUGUUGGGACGUCAAUGACGUCAUUGAAUGCGGACGUGAAGAAUGUUAAGGUUGAAGAUGAAGAGGAAGAUGAUUUUUUCGAUGAGGAUUUUACAAUGUCGAGGCCGGCGGUGAAUCCAUUUAGCAGGGCAGGGGCGAGGUCUUCAUACAUGCCUGACAACAAGAGGUUCAUGGCGCCGCCUCCCGUGGCGUGCGUCUCUAAACCCAACAACACAACAAUGGCUUCUUUGUCGCCUAGCAACGGCAUGAAAACCGCAGUGGCAGGGGGUAAGCUGUUCAACAUUCCUCCCCCUCCCAAUUACACGCCCCCGUGGGAGGAGAUGGAGAGCGCCCAGGGUAGGUUGUCUGAGUUCGCGGGCUGCCACAAAGGUUCUCAGGUGGAUAUCAGCUUUGACGCCGAGUCCCUGACGAUGGAAGAACGCGACAUGAGCCUCAACAGGAUCAGCGCUAAGACGCUACAGUCCGUCGUCACGGGUGACCGAACUCCCGACCCCAGGCUGAGAUCCCAUGACUCAUCCACGCAAGUUACCGCCAGCCGAGGUAUCUCACCAUCACCACAGCUUCAAUCUACACCUGCACAUUCAGGCGCAGAGAGACGUUUAGAAAAUAAUAACCUUUCGGUUUCACGGGCCAGUACACCGUGUCAGGUUAAACCUGUUAACACGUCACCCAAACCACAGGUUAAACACUUUAACACGUCACCCAAACCACAGGUUAAACCUGUUAAUACGUCACCCAAAUUACAGGUUAAACACUUUAACACGUCACCCAAACCACAGGUUAAACCUUUGAACACGUCACCCAAACUGCAGGUUAAACCUUUUAAUACGUCACCCAAACUACAGGAGUUGAACCAGGUUAAACCUUUAAAUAGUUUACCCAAACCACAGGAGGUAAACACCGACUAUGAAUACAUUUAUUUAGCUGGAAGCUCGCCUCAGGUUUUAAAUAAACCUAUUCGAGUAUCCAACGCAGAUUCAGGUUUAAGACACGGCGUCAACGACAGCACCACAACUGCCGAACCAUCACAACCACCACAACCUGAAACCAGCACCACACGGACGGUGGUCACGUCGACGCCAAAAUCCGUCCGCAGACCGAAAUCUGACGCAGGUACCGCAGGCGACAGACCGGUACCCUCGCCGAGAAAAAGAUUCAGCGGGAUGGUCCUGUCAGACUCCAGCAUCAACAACGACACGUUUUUCACCCUCGUCGACAUCACCGACAUCCACGAGACCCAACCACAGAAAUCCCCACCCGUGCCCAGAAAACGCCAGACUGUGUCUCAGAGUUCCCCGGACGUUAAAGAAACUCCGGAAUCCAAACCUCUCCCGAAAUUAAAACCAGACGCAACGAGCAAUUGUUACGCUGUGACCGAGUUGUUAGUUGGCCCAACGUGUCAGCUUAAUUCUUCAUCAAAUCCUUACAAAACUGUGGACAUUACACCAGAGAGGCGUUCUUCUACUUCUCAUAUUUACGAGGACGUUGAAAAAAAAUCCAUUACACCUGCAAAUAAUUCCUCACCUAAAUCUAUUACGCCUGCAAAUAACUCCUCACCUUCGAAAGGUCAGCAUUAUGAAGCGUGUGGGAGUUUGACCAAAGAAGGCGUUAAAGAAGAUCAAUAUUUCUUCAUAGAACUCGAGAAACGCCCACCCCGCAAUGCUGAAAUUCUCGCACCAUUACAAACAAUAAAACUGACGGAUUCGCCAAGUCCUCGGAGAAAGACGGAAGUGACGUCAUCAGCAGGGUACCAGAGCUUAUCCCCGCGGCCAAUCUACACCGGGCUGUCGUCAUCGACGUGCGACCUGGUCGAUGUGUUCCAUGAUGAGAACGCCAACUGCCCCAAGUUCAGCAACCACCUAGAGAACGACGACGACAACUGCGUGGCGGAUGACGAGUUGAGCGGGUGCAAUGAAGAUGAUGAGGACGAGGACAGGGUAAAGACGAGGUCGUUGAAGAAGUGGGCGUCGGCCGAUGACAUCAUCAGGAGUGGGAGUAUUUUAGACAGCAGAUCAAUGAUCCAGGCCAAGAAACGUCGACUGCGCAAGUCCAAAGCCCGGAGCCAAAUCCUGAUCCCUUCCGACAUGGCGGACACUGACGAACCCAUGUCGCCCGACGCCAGCUACCACCCGGGGAGACGCCACUACAUCAAAAACAAAAACGCCGGCAAAAGCAAGCACUCGAACCCGAAGUUAAACCACACGGACUCUGGUCACGACAGUGACACGCUAUCUCCUGCGCCAAACAGUUUCAGCAGCGCCAUCUUGGAUAGUCUGAUAGCUAAACACAACACCAGUGCCAGAAAAAAAUCCAGCGCGUCGAAAAAAUCUUGGGAGACGCGACUUCAGAGCUUGCAGUGGCUGAGGAAGAUUCGAUCCCGGGAGAAUUUGUUGAACCUGAACUCACCUGGGAGGUUGGUGUGAGGUGUCACGUUUAUUUUGUCACGUUUGUGUCACGUUGAUGUCACACCAGAAAGGCGUUGUGCUGUGUCACAUUUGAUAUCCUGAUAAAGCGUCACGCUGAUUUUAUGCGACAAAAUGUACCCUCAUUGUGUCACGUUAGGAAUCACGUUAUUAGUGAGUGUCACGUUUAAGACGUCACGUCAAUGCGUCACGUCGAAAUGCCAUCUCAGUCGUACCCAACGCUUAAGAACACACUAAAGAAGAAUCACAUCAGAAACAAUUUUUUCUUCAAUAUAGUGAACUGCCAUGCAAUGAUAUUUUGUCGCUCUAAAGCCACAAGGGAGGUAAUCACUUUUAAAGACAGGCCGGUGCUUUUAGAGCUAUAGGAAAGGAUAAAAAAUUUCCUGCUCAUAACAGUAACAACUAGAGACUGACCACUAGAGGUAUCCGCGUCAUGGGUGGUUUGAUGAGAUUUGUUGUGUCUCAUAUACACCCAUAUCUGUACCAUACAUUUCUAGGGCCCCUAGACAAGUUGACAAGAAUGUCCUUCUGGAGAGUGAGGUGACAAGAAUGUCCUUCUCGACAGUGAGGUGACGAGAAUGUCCUACUGGACAGUGAGGUGACAAGAAUGUCCUGCUGGUCAGUGAGGUGACAAGAAUGUCCUACUGGACAGUGAGGUGACCAGAAUGUCCCACUUGUCUGUGAAAAUGUCCUACUGGUCAGUGAGGUG
Messenger RNA from Physella acuta, 4897 nucleotides. RefSeq lists its product as uncharacterized. Lineage: Eukaryota; Metazoa; Mollusca; Gastropoda; Physidae. The record is from RefSeq and is a predicted model, not a curated record.